Molecule: messenger RNA, 1325 nt
Organism: Labrus mixtus (cuckoo wrasse)
Lineage: Eukaryota; Metazoa; Chordata; Actinopteri; Labriformes; Labridae
Gene: alkbh7
Product: alkB homolog 7
Exons: 4
Coding region: 131-826 (231 amino acids)
Biological process (GO): fatty acid metabolic process; DNA damage response
Cellular component (GO): mitochondrial matrix
Source: RefSeq, a predicted model, not a curated record
CACCUCCCACAAUGCAUUGCGCUUCCAACAUGGCGUCUCACCUCGCAGUGUGACAUUUGUCAACAAGACCAAACCGUUGCUAAAGGAAUAAAGGACAGUGCACCGAGGUACUGACAUCACAGAGAGGAGGAUGAAACUGCUGCUGACGGUGUUGAGACGAACCCAGAAACCGGCUCUGUACCGCGGACACCGGAACCGGAGUCUGAGCUCCUCUCCCAGCAGCGGCCUCUCACCUGUCCGGGAUGACGCUCUGGUCGUCGGGUCAAGCCAGGAGCUCGUGCGGAGACUCGGCUCGCAGGUGGAGGUGAGGACGAGCUUCAUCACGGAGGAGGAGGAGGGGGCUUUUCUACAGGAGCUGGAGCCUGGCCUGAAGAAGAAGCGUUAUGAAUAUGACCACUGGGACGAUGCGAUUCACGGGUACCGAGAGACGGAGAGAGCGAGGUGGGGUGCGGCCUGUGAGGAGGUCUUGAACCGUGUCCGGUCCUCCGCCUUUCCUGAGGGUAGUCAGCUCCUCGGGCCGGUGCACAUUUUAGAUCUGGACAAGAACGGCUUCAUCAAGCCUCACAUCGACAGUGUCAAGUUCUGUGGUAGCACCAUCGCCGGGUUGAGUCUCCUGUCUGACAGUAUCAUGCGCCUGGUGAGGGAGGAUAACAGCAGUGAAUGGUUGGACCUGCUGUUGCCGCGACGCUCCCUCUACAUACUGAGGGAUGAGGCGAGAUAUAACUUCACUCACGAGAUCCUGAAAGAGGAAGACUCUGUGUUCAGUGGACAGCUAGUGCCCCGUCUGCGCCGUAUCUCCAUCAUCUGUCGGAACCUCCCGGGUUAAAUCCCGCUUGGACUCAAAUUGAAACACUGACAGAACAAAACCUGAAUUUUGAGGACUGUUAUCUUUAUUCAAAAAAAAUGAAGCGGUUAAUCCUCAUUCUAUUUAAUGCAAGUGUCAAACUGAGAUACUCUUCACACUGCACUGUUGUGUUGUCAGCUCACGCCUGUCAAAGUAUGUAUUACACUCAAGAUCAAGAUCGCUGAAUGAGCCAAUAACUGUUUCCCGUGGAGCAGAAGCAACAGCUGAUUUAAAGUAAACAUGUUUCUGCACAACUCUACACAAACACUGAAUCAUCUUGGCUUAAGAUUAAAGAUAAAUUCAGUUAUGAAUCACAGCAGGAAUGUUCAAUAUUGAUGUAUAAAAUAUCAGUUUAUGAGAUCUUUUUUCAACGGAGCCUGCUGCAAACCCUUUGAUUUUGACAUUUAUUUUGUGUCUCUCUACUUCUGUAUAAUACAGACUCUUUGUGAAUAAUUUACAAAUAAAGCUUGGCUGUAUAAAG